AUGUUUUCCUGAAGUCCCGCCGAGGAGAGAGAGACAAUAUUUUUAGCCGAUGCUACUCAGCUAGCUACGUCGUAACAAAUGCAGAUGAACAAGCUAGGUGUAUUUUCAGCGUUUUUCUAUAUUUUGUUAAAUACCUAGUUUGUAAUUGACAUGGCAGCGUCUCUUUGUCGCGACGGUGCGAAUUAAGCGAGCGCGGUUGCUUUGCACUGUUUAUUUUCACCUAAGCAGGUUUGCUAGUUCGGUAUGCUUUUACCCUCAUUAACAUGGAGACAAAACGAGGGGAGAUUCCCAACGGCGUGUUGGACGACCUGUGCAGUCGCUUCAUCCUCCACAUCCCCAGUGAAGAGAGGGACAAUGCCAUCCGAGUUUGCUUCCAGAUCGAACUUGCCCAUUGGUUUUACCUGGACUUCUACGUGCAGAAUACACCAGGACUACCUCAGUGUGGGAUAAGGGACUUCGCCAAAGCUGUUUUUAAUCACUGUCCAUUCCUGCUUCCCCAAGGCGAGGAUGUUCAGAAGGUUUUAGAUCAAUGGAAAGAGUACAAGAUGGGUGUUCCUACAUAUGGUGCAAUUAUUCUGGAUGAAACCCUUGACAAUGUAUUACUGGUGCAAGGAUACCUGGCCAAAUCAGGAUGGGGCUUUCCUAAAGGGAAAGUCAACGAGGAUGAAGCGCCCCAUGACUGUGCUGUACGAGAGGUUUUAGAGGAGACUGGUUUUGACAUCAGAGACCGCAUCUGCAAAGACACCUUCAUUGAGCAGAAAAUCACAGAUCAACUCGCUCGACUAUACAUAAUCCCUGGCGUACCAAAGGAAACAAAAUUUAACCCUAAAACCAGGAAAGAAAUAAGGAAUAUUGAAUGGUUUCCUGUUGACAAACUGCCAUGUCACAGAAACGACAUGACCCCCAAAUCCAAGCUUGGCCUGGCUCCCAAUAAGUUUUUUAUGGCUAUACCUUUUAUGAGACAGCUCAGAGAAUGGAUAGCCAAGCAUAAACUGGAAUCAACAAGCAGUGAUGAGGACUUUUUAUCCAAUGGCAACACUCCAUGCAAACCUUUUCGAUCGAAGCCCAGGCGCUCACAGAUUGCAAUGGAGGCAUCUCCAUGUGAAGGCUGGACAAAGCACAAGCAGCAGAAAGCUUUUGGGCAGCCUGGUCAGUGUGAGCUUGCAGACUUUCUCAGAGUCAAGAACCAUAAUGUGAAAAGCAAUGGGAGGAAGCACCAGGAUUCCCCUAAUGUAAAGAAAAGAAUGAAUGAGAGAGAUGAAAAGAAGCUUCAGCCCAGAAGACUGCAAGACAACUUUGAUGCAGAUGCAGUGAGUGACGUUCAUGGCUUGAAUGGGCAGUCAGAAUACGAGCAGAUUCACUCCUCAAAGUCCUUCCUUAACUUCAAGUUUGAUCGUGAGGCAAUCAUGAAGUCAUGCUUUGACUCCUGACUACCUCUAUCUCAGUUCCUCAAUUUUAAAGGCACAGCUUGUUGCAGUUUGAGCCAUUCUAGUAAACUCGCAUGUUCAUAAUAUGUUUAUGUUCUUUGAAAAAAGGGCAGUCAUAUAAAGGUUGUUGGACCAAUAUGACUAAAAAUUGGGGCAUAUAUCUUACAUCCACAGUACAACUUUAUGUAUGUAUGACUCAUAAGUGCUGAGAAUUUUAGAUUAGCAGUGAUAUUAUUCAGACAUGUGAAAUCACUGUUUUAUUUCCACUUCCUAUGGGGUUCUGGUAAAGAUACAAGUCACACAGAGGAUUUGUUCUGUAGAGCUUUUGGCACUGAAACAGUAAUAGCUUCUCAGUAAAAACAAUGCUUCUAGUUUGCCAAGUUAGUGAGUUCAGAACUCUUUCUGAUCAACAGUGUUGUAUAAAUUUAAACUGUAAACUUAAAGUGACAGUUUAAUAAUAAUAAUAAUAAUAAUAAUAAUAAUAAUAAUAAUAAUAAUCAGUGCUUUAAAGUAACAGUCGUUUAAAUUUGGGGAUCAUUUAUCAUGGAAAAAAAAAAAAAAUCAGUCUCAUUUUGCUUUUCUCUAUGCUGAGCCACGGAACUUGUGAUUUGAAACAUGCUAAAGCUGGAGUUGUAUUAUGCUCUGUUCAUAUAAGAGCUUUGUGAUCUAGUUUUACAUGAUCAGACUAAAUUAUCACUGUUGUGUCUGCAAAAGUAUCACCUUUUUGCCUUUGAAUGUGAAUCUUUUAAGUGGCAAUUACAUUGUUUUUAAAGAAGCAACUGUAUUUUUCUUUCCAUCAGGCUUUAAAAUGCUGCUAGAGUUUUACGUCACCUGCACAUUUUCUCGCAUUUUUCAUUCUUUCAAUGUCCUCUGUAAAGUGGCACUGAUUCUUUCAAAAGUAAAUGCAGUACAUGUGGAAAUCUCACUUGUAUGCAAAUGUAUUUACACUGUUAUCCAGUGGUUUUCAGUCUCACCAUGUAUGUGUAGUUCCUUUUUUCUUUUUCUUUUUAAUAAAGAUGCUGUUUUUUUGACAGUAAUAA
Molecule: messenger RNA, 2467 nt
Organism: Pangasianodon hypophthalmus (striped catfish)
Lineage: Eukaryota; Metazoa; Chordata; Actinopteri; Siluriformes; Pangasiidae
Gene: dcp2
Product: decapping mRNA 2
Exons: 11
Coding region: 264-1430 (388 amino acids)
Biological process (GO): deadenylation-dependent decapping of nuclear-transcribed mRNA; nuclear-transcribed mRNA catabolic process, nonsense-mediated decay
Cellular component (GO): P-body; cytoplasm
Molecular function (GO): manganese ion binding; RNA binding; 5'-(N(7)-methylguanosine 5'-triphospho)-[mRNA] hydrolase activity
Source: RefSeq, a predicted model, not a curated record